Selaginella moellendorffii is the source of this 430-nucleotide messenger RNA. Its product is annotated as PRA1 family protein B1-like. Gene Ontology annotation, cellular component: Golgi apparatus; endoplasmic reticulum. The transcript has a single exon. The record is from RefSeq and is a predicted model, not a curated record. Gene Ontology annotation, biological process: vesicle-mediated transport. Lineage: Eukaryota; Viridiplantae; Streptophyta; Lycopodiopsida; Selaginellales; Selaginellaceae. The annotation marks the transcript as partial.
CACGGCGCCUUGAGAAUGCGGCUGGAUCGCAGUCCUCCGCCCACGUUUUUGAAAUGACCAGGCACCAAGAACCCUAAUAACGGAAAUAAACGCGUCUUCGAAAGCUAGGGUUAUUUGGGGCAAGGCGUAGAUCUGCUAGAUCCAGGAGGAGGCGAUGAUGGCGAGCAGUGUGGCAACGCAGCAGCAGAGCUUGGCGCCGACGCCAGCGGCUCGGGCUUUCCUCUCCCGUCUCUCCGAUGGUAUGAAGAUGGCGGUUGCGCAGCGCAGGCCGUGGAAGGAGCUUGUAGAUCGCAACUCGCUGGCCAAGCCCGAGUCCCUCUCCGACGCCCUGGGCCGGAUCCGCAAGAACAUCGGCUACUUCAAGAUCAAUUACAUCUUGGUCGUGCUGGGCUGCAUCGCGGCGAGCCUGGUCUAUCAUCCUCUCUCGCUC